Molecule: messenger RNA, 4443 nt
Organism: Stomoxys calcitrans (stable fly)
Lineage: Eukaryota; Metazoa; Arthropoda; Insecta; Diptera; Muscidae
Exons: 8
Coding region: 2192-3742 (516 amino acids)
Biological process (GO): regulation of translational initiation
Cellular component (GO): cytosol
Molecular function (GO): translation activator activity; RNA binding; protein binding
Source: RefSeq, a predicted model, not a curated record
GUAUAUCUCUGAUCGCCCAAUGAUUAAAAUAAAAUAUUUUUAAGUACGAAGAGUUUUUUGCAUCUCAACCUCCAAAGACUUUCAAUUGGUCUUUUUUCAAACGGUCUACACAAGAAAAAAGAACAGAAACACCCAAAAUUCUAUUCAAACGAGAAAGGGAUCUGAAUAAGAUUGCAAAAAAAAAAAACGAAUAUUAAAGUUUACGAAACGAAUUACGUCAAUUUUAAUCAUGAAACGGUUAAAUGGUUAAAAAUAAACGUCAAUAAACGAAAGCAAUAGGAAUAAAAAUAAAACUUAUAUGUACAAAUAUAAAGACAUCCGCAUGUGUGUAUGUAUGUACGUAAGGUGUAGAAAAAGUGUGAAAUAAUUUGUAAAGUACGUCAUCGCGGUGUCAUCAACAGAAACAUAAAAAUCAACGGAAGGAAAAGCGGAAGAAGCAAUAACACAAUUCGCAUACACAGACCAUAGGAACGAUCUGUAAUCAUCUUCCCUGUCGCCACCAACCUAAUACCCAACAUCAACACAAUUGCAGAUGGAAAUGAAAAGAGUCAACACUCUAGAGUCUACUACGGCCAACAUACAACAACAACCUUUAGAACAUCACCAAUACCAGCAACAAAGCUAAAUAUCUAUUUUCGCUGUUAUUAUUUUGAUGCUUGGUAUCUGUCCAACAUCCAAAGCGACACAUAAAUAAUUUAUACCUACAUAUGUAUGUUUGUAUAAAGGCGGAUGAGAACAAGAACUACGUCGAAAUCCCCCCAAAGAAGAAUCAAGCCAAAACAGAGAGACGAGCAACCGAUAAUUAGAGACAACAACAAGUAUCAUACUUCGUCUCCACCAACAAUAGAACAAAGUAGGGACGGUGGUCCGCCUACAUGCUAUAGUAGCUAAGAGAACUUAAUCGCAAAUUCAAAGACCGCUUCUGAAAGAGAUCCCCAACGAAUUCAACGGAAAUCCCAUUAGUCGAAGAGAACGAGAGACCGUGAGAUUAAAAGGGAGCGGUCAAAUUAACACGCACUAUACACAUAUACGCGCGCAGCAAUUGAACCGACGUGUGGAAGAAAAAUUCAUAAUCGAACGAAACCAGAAAAAAACAAAUCUGAAAAUUUUCACUGAGCGAUCGAAACGAACGAAAAUUUAUCUAACCAAAAAACAAAUGAAAAUAAUUGAAAAAUAAACAAUAUACAUAUGUCAUCAAUCAAGGAGAAUAACUAGCAAACAAACUAAGCCAUCUGCAGCUACUGUCAACAACGAAGACAGUUUCAAAAACAUAAAUAACAGCGAGAGUAACAACAAAACUUGCAAAACAAAGCUCACGCCAACACAAUCAUUUGGUGAUUGAAUAUUUGUGACUAAUUAGCGCGGGACUAGCAAGCAAGCAUAGCUUGCACUAGAUUGCAUCACACGUUUGCAAGCAGAUAUCGCACCUUCUCCAUGACUUAAUUGAACCAACACCCACACAGAAACGCAGACUCACCCAACGACCGGCAAGAUUUUUUUUUAUGUUUUUGUCUAAUCGUAUUCAAGUCAACGAAAUAAUUUUAUAAAGAAAUUAACAACGAUUUAAGCAAAUAAUAAUCCAACACAUAGUUACUUCCCACGACUCUGUAUAUAGAACUUUGUGUUUAAUUUUAAUUCAACUUUCUCUGGAGCCAGAAAGCGUCCAAUUUUUGGUGCAAAUAAAAUCACUAACCAUCCUCACAAGCGACAAAGUAAUAAGACACGGCAGGAAAUAGAGCCAACGAGACAAAUUUUUAACAGGCUACUAAGCUCCAACAUUGCAACGCCAAUCGCCCAAGGACUCGCGAAAAGAUCGCCAAAGCGCAAACAUCUUAUAUCCUCGCAUAAAAGGAUAAUCUAAAAUACUCUUCGAAAUAAACCUACGAUAUAUCUACGGAUGAAAAAAAACGUAUAAUUGAAAACAUAUACUGUGUAUAUAUAAAAACCAAAAACCAAACAAAAAAUAUUUAUUGUUUAUUUCUAAAAUGAAACAUUGAAUGUGAUAUUUGAAAUUACAAUUUAACAACCAUUGAAAUAAAAGGAAGAGCAAUAUAUUUUACUUAAGCAAGUUACACAUACGAGUACAUUAGUAACUCCCACAGAUCCCAUAAAGACACACACUAAUCUUAGACGCCAAAGAAUUGUGACUCUCAGAGAAAUUGGCUAAUAUUCCCAACAAAUAACCAAUAAGAUGGCUGAUAAAGUUGAACAAUCACAGUCGAUGGCGGGCAACCAUAACGAUGGGCGUAAAAUACGCAAAUCACCCGAAUUUCAGCCGCAGCAACAGGUCAUUGUACCAGCCAGUAUAACCCGUGAGCGAAGUUUCGUGCGCACCUCCAAUCAACAGAACGCUAAUAAAAGACGCAGUCUAGCCUUUAACAUUCAAGCUGCCGCCAACAAUCCGGGUGGACAAUUGAGAGGCAAGCCCACAAUGGACAUUUACAGACCACCUAAACUGAACUACAACCUACAACACUCUUCAAGUUCAUCCAUGGUUUUCCCCAAUUCUCCCACGGGCUUGCACCAACAAAUGCAGUUUGUGGCGGCAAACAAUGCCAUGGUGAAUCGAAGACAAGCCGGUCUUUCUGUGGGAAGCUUACCAUUGGGUACAUUAAACCACAAAGGUCAUCACAUGGCGGGUGGUGGAGGUGGUCAUCGUCCGAUAUUGGUGACACACUCGCAUCCUAUGCAAAUGGGUCAUAUGACACAUGGAGCCGUUUCACCUCAGGUGCCAAUAAUAAACUCUCCUUCUAGUGGUAAUAUACUGCAUGCGACUGCAAACCGUGUGAAGUUUGCUCCAGAGCCUCAGAAGAUACAUCACAAUAAGGGACAAAUGAAUAUGGUUCAGAUGAACAAUAAUCUGAAUCAGAAUUAUAAACAACAAAUGAACAACGUGAAUCCCUAUAUUGUGACCAACAAUCAGAUGGUCAAUGGCCCAAUGGAUCCUUAUAUUGCCAUGAACAUAUCGCCAUUACAACGCUCCAAAUCAUUGUCUUCCGCUGAUGCACUAACACGUGGCAUUGCUGGGCUCGGUUUGGGUUUGGGCAACGAAGUCACCGACAUAGGACCAUUUCCACCGGAAAUUCAAGCUCUUAUUGACACAGCCCUAGAGGAUCCAAAUAAAUUGAACUCUCGUAGUCUCAUGGAACUGACAUCGCAUUUUAUUAAACGAGCGGUCGAGGGACGUCGCUUUGCUUUGCCCAUAGCUCGUCUUUGCCUUAACAUCAUAGCCAAAGAGCAAAAGGAGACAUUUUUAGAGGCUUUGCUAAAUACAUGCCGUCAAUGGUAUCAAGAAAGAGAAAAGCUUUUAUUCACUAUACAAGGAAUGAAAUCCCCGUCGAGAGCUCGCUUCACCGCUUUCAUGGCAUUUCUAACAGAAAUGUUUUGUCAGUUAAAGCGGCGGCAGCUUCAGCUGCGCACCCAAUGCGAAGGAGCACCCCCUCCACUGGUUUUACUAACGCUCUUAUCUAAAUGUUGCGAAGAUUGUGUCAAACCUCCAGUAAGAUCCCUAUCAGAGAUUGAAUGUUUGUUCUACGUAUUGACUUGUAUUGGCCAAGAUUUGGAAAUGCAAUUACCACAGCAGCUGGAGCUGUUGUUGUCAAUGAUACGGGAUGCGUUCUUGAAUGCAAGCGAUUCGGCUCCAGCUAUUCGUCGCACCUUGCUGCAGUUGAUUGAACUUCAGGCCUCACAUUGGCAAUUGCCCGGCAAUACGGUGCUUUACUAUUAUCCAUCGGCUAAAUAGGUCAAUGUACCCCGAAUCACAUUAAAAUCUAGAUAUGAAAUCUAGUAAAUCUGUUAAUUUAUAUAUUUGUUACUCAGAAUACCAUGCAAUUACUCAUUCACUCAUACAUAAGCACUUACAUAGAACAUACAUAUGUUGCAUUUAUAUAGGAUGCAAAUGAUUUGUUGGAGCAAUGAAUCCCCCCCCCCCACCUUUGAAUCCAUCAAAACAUUUUACUUAUACAAAUACACACACUCAUAUAUUCAUACUCACCGAUAAACAAAACAUACAUACAUACAUACAUUAGGCAACGUUUUUAAUGUUUCUUCUUAAUUGAUUAAUAAUACAUAUUGCAAUUCAUAUAAGCCUCUAUGACCAGAUUAUUAUCGUAAAAUAAGUUAUACGUGACCCUUUAUCAGCAGUAGUAGCAGAAGUAGUAUCUCAUACAAAUUAUAAUCUUUAUAUACUGACAUAUUUAUAAAACCAACAUAAGUAUCUAGAAAAUAUCCCCCUGAAGCAUGGUCGAUAUUUAUUCAAUCCCAAUGAAGCAUAGAAGCAUUUCGAGCUCAAAAUUAUUUCGUUCACAAGAUUUUAUAGAGAGCGAAGAGAUCAGAAAAAAAAAUCUAAAACAAAAUCCACUAAUCCACAAUUUUAUUAAACAUCUAAUACUAGUCAACAAAAAAUAUAUUUUUUAAAUAAACAAACUAUACACGAACUACAAA